AUGGACGCCCCAAUCGCUUCAUCUGCGCAGAGUCCAUCAACGGAUCAAAGCACGACAGGAUCUGCCACAGAUGCCGCCGAAGCAACCGCGAAAGAUAGACAAGUAGAAGCUUCUAAAAAGCGGUCCUCUCCAAACAGCCCCCCUCAGCCUGUCAAGAAGACGAAACACAUCGCCCUUUCGACUGAGAACCUUUCUAUCCUUGUGUUGAGCUACAAUAUUCGCUUCAGUGAGUAUUCGCGCAGGUGCACGUGA
This is a messenger RNA of Chondrus crispus (carragheen), 252 nucleotides long. RefSeq lists its product as hypothetical. The transcript has a single exon. Lineage: Eukaryota; Rhodophyta; Florideophyceae; Gigartinales; Gigartinaceae. The record is from RefSeq and is a predicted model, not a curated record. The coding region runs from base 1 to 252 and encodes 83 amino acids.